This is a messenger RNA of Fomitopsis serialis, 1703 nucleotides long. RefSeq lists its product as uncharacterized. The record is from RefSeq and is a predicted model, not a curated record. The transcript has a single exon. Lineage: Eukaryota; Fungi; Basidiomycota; Agaricomycetes; Polyporales; Fomitopsidaceae. The coding region runs from base 160 to 1380 and encodes 406 amino acids.
AUCACAAAAGACCAGCAUAUCAUCCACUGGGCUGUGCGGUGGAAGUUGACAAGACCCGUGUCGCUCACUCAGCCUGGCACCCCAGAGAACCAGGAGCUGCGGAGGACCCUCAGCGAAGGCUAUUGAGUUAUUGUGCCAGUGGACACGACGAGUACGCUUAUGCCAAAAGCCGUCACGGAUUCGAGGACGCGUCGUUCAACGCCUUACAACUUGCGACCUCGACCGGGUCGCCCUGCACCAACACUCGCUCCUGUGUCAUGGCAACCGCUGGCUUCACCGUCGACUUCUGCAGCUAUGUUAUACCAGCCGUUGCGUUCACGCUCAUCAUUCUCCUCUGAUUCCACCAGUUCGGCGCCGUCGACUUCUGCAGCUAUGUUAUACCAGCCGUUGUAUUCACGUUCAUCGGUCUCCUCCGCAGCGCAACCUGCCGCCUCGGACGAACGUGUCGACUAUGAUGAUCCCAUGAGUUCCCCCGAGCCGUCUGACCUUGAGUCAUUAGCCCCGGGCCGGGAUGCAUACGGGUUUCUUUCACCGGUUCCACAGGCAAUACCAGGUAUCGAUCAAAUCUUCAUCGGCGGAACCUCAGAAGUCUAUCAAAUACCUGGAAGUGGGAAGGUCAUGCAAUUUGCCCAGAAGACAGCAUAUGGCCGUCCUCCGGCGGGGUGCUCGUGCGCACAGCAUAAUGCUGCUAGCGACCCUGUAGGGUCAGCGUAUCACGGUGGUAGCUCGCAAAUUGGCCAAUCUGCAGACGGUCAGUCCGAUUCGGAGCAGUCGUCUUCAGGCUCUUCGCAGAUGGACGUCGACGACAACAACGACGAGGACGAUGACGAGGACAACGAGGACAACGAUAAUGAGGACGACAAUAACGAGGACGACGACGAGGACGACGAGGAAGAAGAAGAGGAGGAAGCCUUCAUUGGCAGUCGGGCGUCGUCGUCUUCUGUCGAUGAAGAUGGUUCUGAAGAUGAGUCUCCCGGAUUCCUGCCGCCGCGUGAUAUGUCUUUCGGUCCUGUAGCUCCAAUACCAGGCUUUGACCAAAUCAUGGUCGGCGGACUUGGGAUGGUCAUUCGAAGGCCUGGAACCGGGAAGGUGAUACAGGUCGCCCAAAAGACCGCGUACAGACCCCCUCCGGCGGGCCGCAGAUCGUCCACCGCGACGUCCACACAGCCAUCCUCCUCUUCGUCCCCUACGCAACCCGCUACCACUUCCCGUCCACCAGGUGCACCUGCUGCUCGAUACGCUGUCGCGGCGACGACGUCGCGGCCCGCUGCCAGUUCGCAGUCUGCUCAGGCUGCAUCGAUACCUGCACUCCGGUCGGCGCUGCGCCAACGCAAGCAGGUGCGGAUAUCGUCCAAUCCCCCCGAUGUCAAACGUUUUUGACCUUACUGAAAAUCGAGUGGUGUCCUAUGUCGGGGUCAUGGCGGUCACUGCUCGCUGCGUCUUCGUUAAAAUUGCUCUGCAUGGCUGUGUUUUGAAUUGCUCUCAAUCUCCUGUGUUACCUGUUCCGACUUCGCUCUGUGUCGCCGCGUUCUAGAUCUAUUCUCAAUCUGUUCUGCGUCGCUCGUUCUCAAUCUGCUCACAGUCUACCUAGCAUCGCAACCCCUGGUUUAUGAGAUACGUACCUUUUGUAUAUAAUGCGUACAUCGAUCCCACUACUUACAAGAAUGCUUCUUCGUCGUUAUGUUUCAGUCGUCAUCCUAGGG